This is a messenger RNA of Aspergillus terreus NIH2624, 1503 nucleotides long. It is a transcript of the gene fgaCat, whose product is annotated as catalase easC. Gene Ontology annotation, biological process: response to hydrogen peroxide; hydrogen peroxide catabolic process. Gene Ontology annotation, molecular function: heme binding; catalase activity. The transcript has 2 exons. The coding region runs from base 1 to 1503 and encodes 500 amino acids. The record is from RefSeq and is a predicted model, not a curated record. Lineage: Eukaryota; Fungi; Ascomycota; Eurotiomycetes; Eurotiales; Aspergillaceae. Gene Ontology annotation, cellular component: cytoplasm; mitochondrion; peroxisome.
AUGGCCAAAGACGACGAGCCCAAGACCUACCGCUACAACGAAACCCCCACCUACACUACCUCCAAUGGGUGCCCCGUCUUUGACCCUCAGGCCGCCCAGCGGAUUGGUCGUAAUGGUCCUCUGCUCCUUCAGGACUUCCACCUGAUCGAUCUGUUGGCCCACUUUGACCGCGAGAGAAUCCCCGAGCGUGUCGUCCACGCCAAGGGUGCCGGUGCCUACGGUGAAUUCGAGGUCACCGACGACAUCAGUGACAUCACCACCAUUGACAUGCUCAAGGGUGUUGGCAAGAAGACCAAGACCUUUGUGCGCUUCUCUACCGUCGGUGGUGAGAAGGGUUCCCCCGACAGUGCCCGUGAUCCCCGUGGCUUCGCCGUCAAGUUCUACACCGAGCAGGGCAACUGGGACUGGGUCUUCAACAACACCCCCGUCUUCUUCCUUCGCGACCCGGCCAAGUUCCCCAUCUUCAUCCACACUCAGAAGCGUAACCCCCAGACCAACCUGAAGGAUGCCACCAUGUUCUGGGAUUAUCUCUCCACCCACCACGAGGCCGUCCAUCAGAUCAUGCACCUCUUCAGUGACCGUGGUACGCCUUACUCCUACCGCCACAUGAACGGCUACUCCGGCCACACCUACAAGUGGAUCAAGCCGGACGGCACUUUCAACUACGUUCAGAUCCAUCUCAAGACCGACCAAGGAAACAAGACCUUCAACAACGAGGAGGCCACCCGCCUGGCUGCCGAGAACCCCGACUGGCACACCGAGGAUCUGUUCAACGCAAUUGAGCGCGGCGAGUACCCCUCCUGGACCUGUUACGUGCAGGUCCUCAGCCCCGAGCAGGCCGAGAAGUUCCGUUGGAAUGUCUUCGACCUGACCAAGGUGUGGCCGCAGAGCGAGGUUCCACUGCGUCGCUUUGGCCGCUUCACCCUGAACAAGAACCCUCAGAACUACUUCGCCGAGGUCGAGCAGGCUGCCUUCUCUCCUUCCCACAUGGUUCCCGGUGUUGAGCCCUCCGCCGACCCCGUGCUGCAGUCCCGCCUCUUCUCCUACCCCGAUACCCACCGUCACCGUCUGGGCGGCAACUACGAACAGAUCCCGGUGAACUGCCCUCUCCGCGCCUUCAACCCCACUCACCGUGAUGGUUACAUGAACGUUCACGGCAACUACGGUGCCAACCCCAACUACCCCUCUACCUUCCGUCCCAUCCGCUACGAGCCCGUCAAGGCCAGCCAGGAACACGAGAAGUGGGCUGGCUCCGUGGUCGUCGAGCAGCUGCCCGUCACCAGUGAAGAUUAUGUUCAGGCCAACGGUCUCUGGCAGGUCCUGGGCCGUCAGCCCGGCCAGCAGGAUGCCUUCGUUCACAACGUCUCUGUCCACCUCUGCGGCGCCCACGAGCGUGUCCGCAAGGCGACAUACGACAUGUUCCGUCGAGUCAACCCUGAUCUCGGUGCUCGCAUUGAGAAGGCUACUGAGGCCAACGUCAGCGCCGCCCGUGCUCGCUUGUAA